Messenger RNA from Musa acuminata AAA Group (dessert banana), 1107 nucleotides. RefSeq lists its product as uncharacterized. Bases 218 to 970 code for a protein of 250 amino acids. The transcript is spliced from 4 exons. NCBI's taxonomy places the organism in Eukaryota, Viridiplantae, Streptophyta, Magnoliopsida, Zingiberales, Musaceae. The record is from RefSeq and is a predicted model, not a curated record.
GCUAUCGCUGCACGCGAGGACAAACUUCGCUCUCUCGCCCCCAUCUCUCUCCCUCACCCCCUCUUUCGCCUAUCGGUCGGUCCUCCCAUCCCACCGACCAAAUCCCAUCACCGCUCUCUCUCUCUCUCGUUUCCUGUGGAGAGAGAUCUAUAUACAGAUCGCGUUAUCUCCCGUCGAACUCAGUGAUGAGCGCUCGUUCUCCCCCGGCGACGGCAAGAUGCAUCAUGGAUCCUCCACGUUCGAUGGCUUCUUCUUGGACGUGAAGGAAGGGGUGGACGACAUGAUCAAAUUCUUAGCCAAUGAGCCCUCCGUGGGGCUCUUCUUCGUCCAGCAGCACGCCCAGACCUCCAUGCCCUACCUCCUCAACCUCAAGGACAAGGUGGGGGAAAAGAUUCAUGAAGUGACCCUGCACACCGAGGACAUAGAGGAUUCUAUCUGUUCAGUCAGGUCAAUGGCAGAAUAUGGUAUUCCUAUUGCUGAUGAGAUGAUUAAGGACAUUAAUAGAUCACUACACAUCGUGUCAGCAUCCCAACCUAAGAGAGGUGUAAUCCGCAACCCAAGUUGGGGUGGUCAGGAGGAUACAUCCGGUCGCAGCAUCAUGACUGCCCCGCGCGAAGGAAGCAGUCGCAGCAGUUAUCUGUCAGCUGUUUUCAAGUCCACAAAGUGGAAAGCGGGUGGGCUCAGAUGGUCCCAGACAAAUUCGAUGAUGGAAGACCCCAAGAGUGGCAACCCGUUGUCAUCUGUAACACCGCCACAAGCAGUCGGCUCGGUUACUCCCGCCACCACAGAUACAGAUGGUGACGAAUUACCUUUGUCAAGCCAACUUUUGGAUGACGAGAGCUUGUACGUUCCUGACACGUCGACCGUGUUGGACGACUAUGAUAAGUUCAAAUCUGAACGAGAGGCUAAAUUUGAAGAGUGGCUCCAAGAGGCGGAGAACCGUGUCAGCUGCAGUGAGUCCGGUAUCUGACGCUUGUCGUAAUAUGGAUUUGUGAUGACAAUUUGAGGCCGUGGUUGUCUUUGUGCCUAUUCUUUGUUGUGGCAUCCAAAUGUUGAGUAAACACGUUAUGUAUGGAAUGGGAAUAAACAACAGUUUCUUCUUCUUCA